AUGUCCUCCCAGCCGCUCUGUGCCGUCUCCUGUCCCCAGCCCUGUGCCAGCGCCUUGAGCCAGCCCUGUGUCACCACCUGCGGGGACUCCCGGGCCGUCAUCCACCCCCCGCCCGUGGUCAUCACCUUCCCGGGGCCCAUCCUCAGCUCCUGCCCCCAGGAGAGCAUCGUGGGCUCUGCAUUCCCAUUGGGAAUGGGAAAUUCCUUCGAGCUGGGCGGNNNNUCCCUGGGCUAUGGGGGUCUGUAUGGAUAUGGGGGUUAUGGAUCCCUGGGCUAUGGGGGUCUGUGGGGCUAUGGGGGAUUCGGCUCUGGGGGCUAUGGGGGUCUGUGGGGCUAUGGAGGCUCCUCGCUGGGCUUUGGGGGUCUGGGGUCCUGUGGGGGCUCCUCCCUGGGUUACCGGGGUCUGUAUGGCUUUGGGAGAUCCUUUGGCUCCUGCGGCUCUCGGUCCUCCCGCUUCGGCCGCUACCGCCGUGGCAGCUGCGGCUCCUGCUAA
This is a messenger RNA of Zonotrichia albicollis (white-throated sparrow), 492 nucleotides long. Lineage: Eukaryota; Metazoa; Chordata; Aves; Passeriformes; Passerellidae. The record is from RefSeq and is a predicted model, not a curated record.